AUGACGCCCGUGGCGCUGUUCCGGCCGUGGACGUCGGACGUCGGCGCCGACGCCGAGGCGGAGCCCCGGCCGCUGUCGCAGGAGAAGCUGUCGGCGCUGCUGCCCGUGUCCUACGAGUCGCGGCUGUCCUCCAUCAUCGCGUCGGCCGCCGACGCGGGCCAGCAGCCGUCGCCUCCCGCGUCGCCUCUCCGGCCGAGCUGUCGGGGCUCUGCCGUAGCGCCGGAGGCCGCCGACCCGCAGGCUGGGCCGCCUCGCACCCAGCCACGCGACAGCCGACCCGCGAACGGGCCGAGCGACGCCGCGACACUGGACUACCUGUCGGAGCUGUACCUGGCGUACAGCUGCGGCUACGGGCCGCUGCUGGCGCCGUACCCCGCCGGCGCGCACUUGCCGGCGCCGAGCCCGGAGGCGCAUCUGCAGCAGCAGCAGCGCAAGCUGAGGCCCAAGAAGCACCGCUGCCCGCACUGCCACGUCGCCUUCAGCAACAACGGCCAGCUGCGGGGCCACGUGCGCAUCCACACAGGCGAGCGCCCUUUCCGGUGCAGCUGCGGCAAGAGCUUCACGCGCAACGAGGAGCUGACUCGCCACAAGCGCAUUCACUCCGGGGUGCGGCCGUACGCCUGCUCCGUCUGCGAGAAGCGUUUCGGCCGCAAGGACCAUCUUAAGAAGCACGCCCGCACGCACGCGCCGUCGCUGGCCGUGCCGCUGCAGUUCCCGCUGCCCUACCCGCUGCCCUUCUUGUACGGGCUGUAACGACGCACCGGAGCCUGGGAGACUCGCCCUGUGGCAAAGAAGGAAGUCUGUUAUACACAAGAGGGUACCAAGCACACAACUGUCACCUUAGACCGUAGACACUUAUAGAACGCUUUGUGCUGUGUUGUGGUUUGGAACCAACAUCGAAGUCACGAGAUGAGUGAACUAAAGCCUAUUCACUGUUAUUGCGCGCUAUGCCAAGUGGAGGUGACUGUUACAAUUAUUUUUCUGCGUGUAAGCUAAACCCAAACAGUGACUUUUACAACUAAGUGACCUACUAAAUCAGUAUUAUAUUUUUAGCACUACAAUUAAAGUAAUAACUGUGGUAUUUCCAAUAUUUUUGUGAUGUUUCCGCCAGGUGAAGGCGUAACGAAGUGUGAAACAUUCAUACCUGCAAUUUUUGUACAAGCUUCAGAACUAUGCUUUCUUCAGAGAAUUCGCCUUUAUUGCUAUAACUUGCGUCAUUUGGGUUACUGCUUCCACAAGAUUGGAAGACAGGGCAUCAGUUCGACUGGGAACGAUUAGUUUUCAAGCAUUUUCUCAAAAAUAUGCUUGAAAUAUUUCUUAUGCUGUUCCAAGAAAUAACAUCCGAUUUUGUCUAUCAUGUUACAUUGAUAAAAAUACAAAAAGAUCCAUAUUACAGCUCUUUUCAGGUGCAAUUGAGAUUCCUUGUGUAUUUUUCUAAACUAAUGGUUUCCUCUAUUUCUAUUCUUCAGGUGCUAAAUGCAAGGAAAAUAAAUGAAAACUCAGUGCGCUUCAUAUGGUAUUCCGGUACCAAAAGCCCUAAGUGAAAAAAAUUUCAGGCGAAAAGCAUUUGCUGUAUCGGUCUGUUUGGGCCUUUGCCUUAAAAUUCUGCCUUUUAAAGGAAAGAGCCCAAACAUUUCUUCAUACUUCAACAGUCGAAAACUGUUACCAAUGUAGAGAUUAUGUCAAACUACCGAGACAGGGUCUGAGAAUUUCAUGGGUCCGGCGGCGACACUACUGCCACCUUUCGACUCCACCCGACACUGCAACAGGUGCUUCAGCAAGGAAGGCGGUGGGUCGGUCUCCUGCACGUGGCAACGCAACAAGUGCUUCGCACCACGCAGCGGUUAGGUAAUGUUUAUCCGCUGCAAGAAAUCUCUUGUUUUCUAGGUGCUGUGGUUUGUGUUUGCGUGCCAGACAACGUACAUUAGUCAGCAUCUAGUAGCGAAGGUUCCUUGAUAUUACGCACUGGAGACUAUUUUCAGUGACUCAAAAUCAGACAGUAUGUGGUGGCACAUCGCCGUGACAUUUAACAAUUCUUGUUGCUAUAAAUGCCCAACAGCAGACUGAUUUCCAGCGGAAGUACAAGUAGUCUGCAGCAAGGAUGCACAAUUUUUGCAGAUAUUUUUUUAAUAUUUCACAGCCGUUCUCCCGAGUUUGUUUGUCAAUUUAUGAGUUUAUAAAUUCUAACGCAACCAGCUAGUAAUCCUUGUGUGGUGGUAGCAAAUCAAUUUGUUCUCACAAUUUGCAACUCUUAAUUCAAACAGAACUGUGCAACAGAAUGUGUAACUUCGUUUAGGCUCAGGCAAGUGAUACCAAACAGAUUACGUUAAGCUCAUUUGUGAAGAUAGUACGGAAGGUCGAUUUCAUGUCUUUAGACUCGAGUGCCUGUAUGUCUUCACGUAAGAAAAUUGGGUUAAAUUUCUAGCUACUUCCACCUGACGCAUAUGUUGUUGCAUCCAUCAGCUUAAAUUCUGUUCUUUAUAGAAUGUUAACGUUCGUUAAGCUAAACAAAGAUAACUGCAUUAAGACGAGCUUUCCUUGUCGUCAUAGACUUGGUUGAAAGUCGAUACUAUUAUUUGACGUUUCUUAAGCAGUAACCAUAUUAAAAGAGAAAUGUUGCAACUUUACAAGUGUGAGAGAAAGAAACAGUUAAUUCCUAUGAUCUCUUCAUCGACAGUAAUUAUGUAUUUUCUGCUGGAUGAAAAUGUAAAUAAGGAUCGUAAUGUAUUUUAUAUCGCAAAUUCUGUAAUAU
Schistocerca gregaria is the source of this 2752-nucleotide messenger RNA. Its product is annotated as Krueppel-like factor 13. The record is from RefSeq and is a predicted model, not a curated record. Gene Ontology annotation, biological process: regulation of transcription by RNA polymerase II. Bases 1 to 753 code for a protein of 250 amino acids. The transcript has 3 exons. Lineage: Eukaryota; Metazoa; Arthropoda; Insecta; Orthoptera; Acrididae. Gene Ontology annotation, molecular function: DNA-binding transcription factor activity, RNA polymerase II-specific; RNA polymerase II cis-regulatory region sequence-specific DNA binding.